Messenger RNA from Dinoponera quadriceps, 2834 nucleotides. Its product is annotated as zinc finger protein 2 homolog. The coding region runs from base 323 to 2509 and encodes 728 amino acids. Lineage: Eukaryota; Metazoa; Arthropoda; Insecta; Hymenoptera; Formicidae. Gene Ontology annotation, cellular component: nucleus. The transcript is spliced from 3 exons. Gene Ontology annotation, molecular function: zinc ion binding. The record is from RefSeq and is a predicted model, not a curated record.
UUGCAUAUAAUUUUGCGAUCAUUCUGUGAAAUAUUUCAAUAAGUUCAUUGUACAAAUAAUAUAAAUUUAUGUAUAAUAUAUACAAAAUUCACAAAUAUAUACUUAUAUAACCUCCUUAUCUGCUGUCAUUUUAUUAAUGGUGGAAACAAAUUAGAAACAGUACAGAGAUAUUCAAUUAUUUUUAGUUGCCUAGCCAAUCUGUUUGCUAGUCAUUGAGAAAGUUGAAACCUGGUAGGAACCAAAGUUUCUGUUGCAAGAAUAUUGAGAUUGCCAUGAAAGGAUAUUUGAAUACUCGUGUUCUUUUCAAGGAAAAGCAGUAAACAUGCUACAAACAGAAUCAAUUAGCACUUUGAGUGACCAUGAAGAUGAUAUUGACGAUUUGGAUGGCUCUAUCGUAUGGUCUCAGGAGGAGCCGCUUUCUUCCAAUGAAAUAUUGGAAUUAUCCGUACAAGACCAAGCAGAAAAUAACUCAACUGCUUUCUGUCGAUUGUGUGCUGGUCGAACCAGUAAUCCAGUAUAUAUUUAUUCAGAACUCGGGGAAUCAAUGAAGCUGGCGCACAAAAUAAGCACAUGCCUGAGUAUCAAGAUUAGAAAAACGGACCCGUUACCGAAGCAGCUCUGUUUGACUUGCGCCGACAAAGUAAACUGGUGCGACGAGUUCGACAGUCAGUGCAUCAGGGCGGAAGAGACCCUGUUGGCGAUGCUGCGAGAGAAACGAUCUUUCAGCGUUUCCAAUCGCGAGAAUCAAUCCGAUCGGCAGUCCUGUCCUUUGUGCACGCAGGGCUACAUGAACAUCUGCGAGGACACGCUUCAAGGCACGAAGGAUACGGAAUUGUACGAGAGCGACAUAAUUGUCGAAAGUAGCGACGAAGAGUGUCGAUUCAAUAGCGCGAGAGCCGACGAGGCGAGCGAGAACCGGGCGGUUCUGUUGCAAUUUCUAGGAAGUAAGCAGAGAUACUUGAAAUGCGGCGCAUGCAUGAAUCUCUAUCACACCAAGGAGACCCUGGACGGUCACAAGUGUAAGCCCAACGUGCUUACGAGCACCACGAGGCCGUACAAGUGUCUCGUGUGCGACGCUACGUUCACCUUCGAGGAACGGCUGAACUUUCACGCGCAGUUCCAUCGGGAGAACGCGAGAGCGCUCUACUGCGAGCAGUGCAGGAUGAACUUCGGCAAGGAGCUGAAGCUGUUCUACCACUACAAGAGGUAUCACUGCAAGGACCUCAGCGUCUCGUGCUUGCAGUGCGGCAAGCUGUUCGAGGAUCAGGAGACGCUGCGGGUGCACGUUUGCGCCGACGGCAAGAAUCGGCCGCACAUAUGCGAGGUAUGCAGCAAAGGCUUCUCCGACGGCUACACCCUGAAGCGUCAUAUAGUGACGCAUCUGCCGGAGAAGCCCUACAAGUGCUCGCAGUGCUCCAAGAGCUUCACGCAGAAGUCGAGGCUGAACAAGCACGUCGCCGGCCACUGUGUCAUCAUCGAGGGCAGCCAGACGGUGUGGAAGUGCUUGGAGUGCGGCGAGAGCUUCGCCACCUGCGACGACGCCGACCUUCACUGCCGGACCCAUCGGAACAGCGUCACCCUGAUCGAGGAGCUGCUCGCGUCGAAGCUCUAUCACUGCGAGUUCUGCGACAGCCACUUCACCGAGGUGGACAAUCUGAAGGCUCAUCAGAAUCGCCACGUAGUCGAGAGACCGUACAUCUGCAACGCCUGCGACACCACUUACAGGUCGUUCGCGGAAGCCAUCCUGCACUGGAAGGAACACCCGAGGCUGUUCAGGGUGCUCGUGGUCUUCCUCUGCGACGUCUGCAACAAAGACAUGAAGGAGCUCUCGCUGCUGUACAAGCACAGGCAGAAGAGGCACGACUGUACGUCGAGACUGUCCGAGUCCGGCGACGCCAAGUUCCUAUGCGAGCUCUGCGGCAACGUGUUCGACAGCAGCGAGGGGAUACAGGAGCACGGCCGGGACCAGUGUUCGAAAUUUCCCUGCGACAUCUGCGGCAAUCUGCUGCCCACCGCGAAUUCCCUCAACGCUCACAAGAGGCGGCACAACGGGCUGAGGCCGUACGUCUGCAACAUCUGCGGCAAAAGUUACACUCAGUCGAGCCACAUGUGGACCCACAAGAGGUUUCACAUGGGCGUGAAACCGUACGCCUGCCAGUACUGCGACCAACGUUUCACGAUCAAGCCGGACCUGGCGGAUCACACCAGGAAGAAGCACACGCGGGAGAGGCCGUUCAAGUGCGACGUCUGCCACAAGGCCUUCCUCACCGGCUCGGUUUUCUACCAGCACAGGCUGAUACACCGAGGCGAUCGCAGGUACAAGUGUCAUUACUGCGACAAGGCGUUCACCAGGACGGAGGCUCUGAACAAUCACAUCAAGAUCCACACCGGCGAGAAGCCGCACGCCUGCGACGUGUGCGGCAGGUGCUUCAGGCAGAAGGGAGACAUGAGGAAGCACAAGCGCACCCAGCACAGCUCGCAAGCCAACGGUCGGAUCAUCGCGACGUGACUCUUACCGGCGUUGAUCAUUCGUUGUAUUCGUUUAAGUAGGACGUAGUCACGUUUGUAUCAUUGGAUCAUUUGAAUAAUGAUGCGACGUAAGAACGUAAUAAUGUCCAAUCUCGGGGAAAAAUUUGAAAACCUGGAAUUUGUAUAUGGCUGGAAAAAUUCUCAAGAAAUUUUCGGUGGACAUUUGUCUGCGUAUUAUUAUGUUGGCAAAUAUUGUAUGGUUGAUUGAUUGAAUGUUAUUUUCCUUAUUAGGAAUCAUAGGCAAAAUAAUUCGGGAUUUCUCGAUUAAUUUUAAUUUGAAUUAAUAAGAAGAAGCGCUAUGUAAA